UAUUUACACAGAAGAAAUCAAUCACAAACUAAAGUAAAGAAAAUCGAAUUCAAAAGAUAAAGAUGGGGAAUUGUAUAGUUAUGGAGAAGAAAGUGAUAAAGAUAAUGAGAAAUGAUGGUAAAGUAGUCGAAUACAGAGGACCCAUGAAGGUUCAUGACAUCCUCACCCAAUUCUCUGGCCACUACUCUCUCUUCGACUCUCUCUCUAACAAUUGUCAUCUUCAUCCACAAUCCAAGCUUCUCUGUGGCCGUCUCUACUAUCUCAUGCCCAAGGAGACCACAACAAUCAUCAAGCACCAGAAGACGCUGAAGAAAGUCAGGUUUGCAAAUCCAGAGGUUGAGAAAAAAGAAGAGGACCUAGAAGAAGAAGAGGAAGAUAGAUUAACAGAUUGUGGCGACAACACCAAGGAGAAGAGUGUUGGUGUUGUGAGAGUAAAGAUGGUUGUGAGUAAGCAAGAGCUUGAGAAGCUGCUUCAAGGAGGAUCAAUUCAAGAAUUGGUCUAUAAGAGUCUUGCUAAGCAAAAUCUCUCUGAUGAUGAUGAUGAGUGUCAUAGAGGCUGGAGACCUUUGUUAGAUAGUAUUCCUGAAUCUUAUUAGCCUAUACGAUGUCCAUAUCUAUAUAUAUAUAUAUAUAUGACACAUAACAUAGAUAUAUACGUAGAUACCAGAGACUCAUAAAGGAGGCAUGAAAUUCCCAGGAAUACUGUUCCAAUGGACAAUGGUAACACAUGAAAUCCUUUUUCGAGAAAGUUUAAAAUUAGUAUUAAAAUGUGAAUAUAUGUUAUGAUGGAAUUUUCCAAAAGGUAAAAGUGUGAGUGCUUGUUUGUGUUAAUUUCAAAGACUAGAGGCCUAUAAUAGGCAUCUCUAGUGGCCUAUAAGCAAAGUAAA
This is a messenger RNA of Eutrema salsugineum, 887 nucleotides long. RefSeq lists its product as uncharacterized. The transcript is spliced from 2 exons. The record is from RefSeq and is a predicted model, not a curated record. The coding region runs from base 63 to 596 and encodes 177 amino acids. NCBI's taxonomy places the organism in Eukaryota, Viridiplantae, Streptophyta, Magnoliopsida, Brassicales, Brassicaceae.